Messenger RNA from Polistes canadensis, 3339 nucleotides. RefSeq names its product zinc finger protein 600. Gene Ontology annotation, biological process: regulation of transcription by RNA polymerase II. Lineage: Eukaryota; Metazoa; Arthropoda; Insecta; Hymenoptera; Vespidae. The transcript is spliced from 6 exons. The coding region runs from base 314 to 1786 and encodes 490 amino acids. The record is from RefSeq and is a predicted model, not a curated record. Gene Ontology annotation, molecular function: RNA polymerase II cis-regulatory region sequence-specific DNA binding; DNA-binding transcription factor activity.
AGAGAGAGAGAGAGAGAUAGAAGAUACCUGAAUAUGAAGUAGUUAUCAGAAAUGGAUUGGUAGCAAUGCUCACCGAUAUCGGUGAGCGAGGAUAUGGAUACUUGGUAUACUUCCGUUACGUUUCACUUGCCUGUCUGUCGUUGAAAGAAGGAGGAAAAAGAAAAAGAAAAGAAAUAAACAUUGUGGAAAAUGCGCGUGGUGUCGUGAAAUAGAAGAGAGAAAUUCCGUGGGUUGAAACAGGCCUUGUCAACCUACUACUUUUGAGGAAUGUGAGUUAGAUGAAGGAUUCAAGAUAGUUCCACCGUUUGGUAUCAUGUCAGAUGGAGUCGAUGGUGGCGGCGGGGAAAACGAGGUAGACUCUCAUUCCUCUUCGCAUGCAGAGGCUGGUGAUUCUUCUAAUCACAGAGAAGAAGAAACAUUGGAUGCAGACAACGAGGCAGCUCUUAAUACUAAUUAUGAUAGUAGUGAUGGAGCAGUUCCAGCAUUUAGAUGUGAUCGGUGUGACAAUUAUGAAACUAUAAAUAAGACCGCAUUUUGUGCUCAUCAAGAUCAAUGCAUUGGAAACGGUGAACCAGGAGAAAGCACAGAGAGUAUCGAUGGACCUGAAAAUGAUGGAGAUGGAGAUGAGGGUCAUUCAGGCUUGCGGGCCCACAGAAAAAUAUUUGAGUGCGAUGUUUGCAACAUGAAAUUUUCUAAUGGGGCUAAUAUGAGAAGACACAAGAUGAGGCAUACGGGUGUAAAACCAUAUGAGUGUCGUGUAUGUCAGAAAAGAUUUUUUCGUAAAGAUCAUCUUGCAGAACAUUUUACCACUCAUUCUAAAACUUUACCAUAUCAUUGUCCAAUAUGUAAUAGAGGUUUCCAAAGACAAAUUGCCAUGAGGGCGCAUUUCCAAAAUGAACAUGUAGGACAACAGGAUAUGGUCAAAUCAUGUCCAUUAUGUAGUUAUCGAGCUACUACAAUGAAAUGUCUUAGGUUGCACUUUUUUAACAGACAUGGAAUAGAUUUAGAUAAUCCAGGACCAAACAGUUCAACUUCAAUAUUAAAUAGUUGCACACCUGGGGAAGCCAUGCCAUCUGCUCCCCUAUCCGACAGUGGUGACAGUACUGGCAAUAGAUCAGCGGACAAUGCAACUCCUCCAAUGCACUUUCUUACUCCUCACGUUGAAAUAUCCAUUCCUUACCCAGAACAAACUACCAACCAACGAAAUUCAAGUCCUGCUCCACUAAAUGGUGAUAGCCCAAAUAGUCCACAAAGUGCAGAUAGCAAUAGUAAUGCUCCAAGCAGUAGUCAUCAUCAAUUAUCCAUUAAUAGUAGUGGCAUUCAUAGGAAUGUGGGUGGUGGAGAAGAAGCUAUCACACCUUCAAUCUCUUUAAUCCCUAUCAAACAAGAGCCAAAUAGCAAUGGUAUGGAAGAUAGUGGAGCAACAUCCAGUAAUCUGUCAUUGCCAUCGUUAAUCAAGGUUUCACCAUUGAAGACACUAUUGCGAGAUGAUCUAUGUCGUAAACUUUCUACAAGUUGCAGUAAUAAUAAUAACACUAAUAACAAUAAUGGUUCAAAUUCCAAUUUACAUUCGAGGGGUGAACCCCCGACAUCGACGAGACCUGAUCCACGAAGCAGCGGUUUACAGUGUACACACUGUAGAAUUACUUUUCCAGAUCAGACAUUGUACUUUCUUCAUAAGGGUUGUCACAGUGAGAGCAAUCCAUGGAAGUGCAACAUAUGUGGUGAGCAGUGCUGUAACUUGUACCAAUUUAAUUCGCAUUUAUUGAGCAAAAGUCAUCAGUAGCAGCGAACAAAAAGUAUGCAAUGGCAUAUCAUUUUUCACUCUUUAUUUAAAACCAUCUUAUCCAAAAAGGGUACGUAAAAUUAUACGUAAAAUAACAUCGAUAUAUGAGCAUGUGCCACGAAAAUAUAAAUAUAUGUAUAUAUAGAGAGAGAGAGAGAGAGAUUAUAUAUUUAAUAUAUAUAUAAAUAUAUUUAUAUUUUCACACACUCAAAUAUAAAAACUCGAUCCCCAACGAAGUACUUUUAACAAGAAAAUACACAUACAUAUAUAUAGAUAUAUAUAUAUAUAUAUUUAUCCCGACAUGUAGUUCUUUUAAAUUGUGAAUUUUGGUAAUAGCCAUGUGCUGCCUUCCCCUUUAAAAAUUCUGCGCGUAAUGGGAAGAUUUGUGCCUUUUUUCAAAUUUGCCGACUUUUACUCGUCCAUCAUAUUGUCAUCAUACGAACGAUCCGUCCAUAGAGCUUUACAGAAUUAUUCCAAGCUCUAUAAGUAGUAUUAACUUACAAUUAGAUAUAUACGUAUAUAUAUAUAUGUAUAUUGGAUGAGACAUCUAAAACUAAGCCUGCGAAUAUUUUGAAAAUAUGUUGAAUGUAUCGAAAAGGUUGAUACAAUUUAAGGUGAUAGCUUUUAUCUAAAAAUUAUAAAGUUAUAAUUUGGUUAUCGAUAUAAAUUGAUAUUAUUGUAAUUGCUGUGUAUAUUGGUCCAUUUUAAAUAGAACAUAUUUCUUUAGAGAUAUUUUUGUUUUAUAAUCGAAAUUAACCAAGAUAAUAAAAGCUUUCAAUUUUAGCUGACUCAUCCGAUAUAUCCUACAGAUUAAACACAUUAAAACAGUCUUAGACUGUUUCAAAAAUGAACAGAGUUAAAUAGAUAGAUUACCAAGAAAAAUGAAGAACACACAACACAUUUCUAUUAGAUAUCUUAUUUAGUUAUGCGGCCCAAAUGCUUUCGAACAGACACGAUGUAUUUUUGAAUUUACUUCUUAAUUGAAUUAUCCUCAAAUAUAUAUAGCUCACAUACGAAUUUAAUAUAUAAAUAAUAACAGAAAACAAAAUACAUACAUAUGUAUUUAGUAUAUAUUAAACUUUGCCUUUUCUUGCACUUUCUUGCACACACUCACGUUUAACACAUCAGAAUAAACACAACAUCGGGUUAGUUAAAAGCAUUUGCCGUUUAUCCUACUAAUUCAUGGUGAUAUGUGGGUUUUAACAGGUGGACAAUAUACUUCACUAGCUAAAAAUUUAAUUAGCGAGUUGAUGCGUAUUGCUGAUUCACCUGUUUUAGGUAGGAAUGUUAUAUAUCGGUACAGCCGAUAAUGAGGAUAACAUGUACAGGGCACAAGCCACCAGGCAUGUACUAUAUAAAAGGCAGGUUCGGAGAUUUGACCUUGACAUGAAAUUAAAAAAGGAAAAAGAAGAAAAAGAGAAAAGAGUUUUGCAGAUACGUAUUAUUUCACGGUAGAUAUAUACCGUAUUACUUACAACAGGGUCAUAUUCUCUGCUUUGCCUUUACUUCGAAGAUUAUUUUAUAUAUAAAUAUUUGUACAGAGAAAAAAAAAA